AUGCAGCAGUUACGUCGCGCUUUUCGCGUGUCUCCAUGUGCUUACACGUCGGCUCCAGUGUCUUCAUCUCUCUUGUCCUCCUUCGAAAGUGAUAGCUUAUUCUUAUCGUCGUCAUCCGGGGUUACCAAGGAUAUACCGUACAGCCAGAUUGGCAUGCUUCUCAGUCCCUUGGAUCCCACCGGACAGACCUACUGGGAUGCGCUCUUGGCAUCUUAUCCAACCGAUAUCUGUAUCCAGCAAGCCACACAAAGAGCCAUGAAACUCACUGACAGUGCUGGUCUGUUCCUUGGCUCCGCUUCCCCCAAGGUUGAUGUAGCGCCAGAUUACCGUGACGGAUUAACAUCCCACACCCGUGACCAGGAGGAUGCACUUGCCCCACCGACAUCUGUGUUGAAUCAGCUGGAACAGACGCAUGCGAAUCCACCUUAUCCUUCCGAAACCCUAUUACAUAGCUCGCUGUUUGAUACGCCAUCUGAGGCCCUAUAUUUUGAUGCAGCGGAAAAUAUGUAUGAUGCAUCUCCGACAUUACAUACUGCAGGUGGCCAUCAGGUUCGAGAUGCUACGGCGAAUCGGUCGCACCAUGAGGGGGAACAAUCACCUACGGUAAAGGAUCAGCCAGUUCAAUUUGACUACCACAUCCUUCAGCAACAAUACCACAAUGACCAUCGACCCAUGUAUCCCCUCUCUAUGUCAAGUAGCCAUCCCUGUCUGCAAACAGGAUCCUGUGACUCCGCAUCGGAUGAAUGCCGAGCAGCUGAUGACCUGUCUGUCAUUGCGCCGGUCCAUCCGUAUUACUACAACCAACAUGCCGAUCCCACGUUCCACGAUCAUGUUCGUCGACUUCAGCUGCUUCACUCAUGUAACUUGGAAGGAACAACACAGAUAAUGGAUAAAGAAUGGUAUCAAGGCACCCUCUCUUUGCUGGACGGUGAUUAUGGCCAGAUUCUGAACCACCCCGGCAAGAACGAUAUGGGCCAUGCGGGAUUCUCGGACAUCACUUGCGCCCACAUUUUACAAAAGGAAACCUCCAUUUUUAGUGAUGGCAUGUCCAUCAACCCAAGCAUACACAUGUCAGCACUGGAUAAUACGUACUGCAACAAAGAGGCUCAUAGCACGGAGUCAAUGUCUCCUGCUUCAUCACCCAACUCGUUCUGGUCCUCCUUGGAUUCCGACUGCUCCGAUCGACACAGCGGCGGUUCCCUUUCCAAGUCCAACUCGCCGUGCGCUGAAUCGGUCCACAGCGAUUACGAAGACUCCAACCACGCCUCGUAUUCCGAAAACGAAGACAUUGGAGCGGAACUGACGCCGUCAAGGGAAGAUCGGGAAGAUUCACUGUUACCUGAGUUGGGAGAUGAGCUGAGUGAUGCCGGCGAGGAAUCCGAUGAGUUUGACGAUGAUUACGAAGCUCAUUCGUCAUCAUCGUAUGUUUCCCAUUCAGCAUCUGCAUGCUCCACCAGAAAAACUCGAAAAAACUAUUCGCGCGAUACAACCACCGUGCUCAUGGACUGGUACUUAACGCACGACGGACGAACACCCGAUCCAGAGAACAAAGUACGAUUGGCCGGCCGAACCAAACUGUCCUCUGUUCAGAUUUCUACUUGGUUCCAAAACGCACGUCGACGACAGCAAAAGAAACUGGAAGAAUUCACAAAAUUGAAUGGAAAACAUCCCAACGAAGUGUACGACUAUCAUUCCUAUAUGAAAUUCCUACGACGUCGCCAAAGCGAACCCAUCGCACCCGCAAAAUCAUCUUCCAAAAGAAGAGCCUCUGCGCCAUCCUCAUCCUCAUGUACAAAAAAGCGUCGCAAGUAA
Molecule: messenger RNA, 1812 nt
Organism: Radiomyces spectabilis
Lineage: Eukaryota; Fungi; Mucoromycota; Mucoromycetes; Mucorales; Radiomycetaceae
Exons: 2
Coding region: 1-1812 (603 amino acids)
Molecular function (GO): DNA binding
Source: RefSeq, a predicted model, not a curated record